This is a messenger RNA of Tarenaya hassleriana, 763 nucleotides long. RefSeq lists its product as uncharacterized. Gene Ontology annotation, cellular component: endoplasmic reticulum; endoplasmic reticulum membrane. Bases 148 to 540 code for a protein of 130 amino acids. Gene Ontology annotation, biological process: endoplasmic reticulum to Golgi vesicle-mediated transport; intracellular protein transport. Lineage: Eukaryota; Viridiplantae; Streptophyta; Magnoliopsida; Brassicales; Cleomaceae. The record is from RefSeq and is a predicted model, not a curated record. The transcript has a single exon.
UUUUUAGUUAUUGCGCCGAGCACAAACUCCGACUAUCUUGCUCACGAAGGAAAAGGAAAACAAUCAGUUUCUUGCAAAUUCAAACCACCGAAUUCAAAAUUCACAAUUCGAAUCCGUCGGCGUAAGAUCCAGAUUUUCCGGCAAACGAUGGCGCUGGAGUGGGUCGUGUUGGGAUACGCAGCUGCGGCGGAGGCGAUCAUGGUGGUCCUUCUGACCCUACCGGGUCUCGACGGUCUCCGCAAGGGGCUGGUCGCCGUCACGCGCAAUCUCCUGAAGCCGUUCCUCUCGGUGGUUCCCUUCUGUCUCUUCCUCCUCAUGGAUAUAUACUGGAAGUACGAGAUGCGUCCUUCGUGCGACGGAGAGUCCUGCUCUCCGACGGAGCUUCUUCGUCACCAGAAAUCCAUCAUGAAGUCUCAGCGAAACGCGAUCUUGAUCGCUGCGGCGUUGUUGUUCUACUGGAUUCUGUAUUCUGUCACCCAUCUGGUUGUCAGGAUCGAGCAGCUUAACCAGCGGAUCGAGAGGUUAAAGAACAAGGAUUAGAUCGCGAUUCGCAGGUUCCAUUUGCGGUAAUGCCGUUUUGGAUUCAAUGAGGAAGUGUCGUUUCCUUGUCUUGUUAGGCCUUUUAGUGUUUCCCUCUACUUGAUGUUGCUUUUGUAUCCUGGAUAUUGAAGGAUAUAUAUCCUUUUUGCUUUUGCCUUAUUUGAUCAGUUUUUUAUUUCUGACAUGUUUUCUCCUUCGUUUCAUCGGAUUUUGGCGUUUUAUA